UUAUGCCAAAAGCUAUGAUCAUGUAUCACAGCCCAUUCAAUGACCCCUCCAACCACUAAGAAUCUCACUUCCUUCUUUCCAGAGUCCACCGACCCUUCACAAAAGCAAAGAACCCACGAAACAAAAGCCACAAACAAAGAAAAAAUGUCCAAACCCAGAAGCAGAAGAGCCAAUCCCACUCUAAUUCUCUACCUAUCCCUCCUUUUAAUCCACAUCCACUUCUCAAUCUGCAAUGGGGUUUCAGUUCUUGACCUGAAUCAUCCACUCAAAGGAAGCGAAAUCGAGGCUGCCAUGGGGGGAAGAAGCGUCUGCAGCAAGAAGAUUGGGGAGUGCUUGACAGAGCCAGAGAUGGAGUCAGAGAGCAGCAGGAGAAUUCUGGCAAUGCAGAAGAAGUACAUAAGCUAUGGGACUCUCAACAGGGACUUGGUUCCCUGUGGAAAACCAGGGGCUUCCUACUACAAUUGUCACGCUGCGGCGGCGAAUCCUUACAACAGAGGGUGUGAGGUCAUCACAAGAUGUGCAAGAGGUAAUUGACAUGGAAACUUGAUAUAAUUACAGGAUGUGGAACCCUAGUUUGGAGAGAAUGGAACUGCUGAUUUCAUUCAAAUCUGUUAAAUGUUAAAGGUGUAUUGUGAUGGGGGUGUUUUGGGUAUGAAUGUAUAUUUGAGAACCCUUGUUUUGAAAUGUUGUACUAGAUCAUGUAUGAUUAGCAUGAAUUUUACUGGACAUCUGACUUUUGUUUUCCCUAAA
Messenger RNA from Malus domestica (apple), 750 nucleotides. The record is from RefSeq and is a predicted model, not a curated record. Lineage: Eukaryota; Viridiplantae; Streptophyta; Magnoliopsida; Rosales; Rosaceae.